Messenger RNA from Ornithorhynchus anatinus (platypus), 1890 nucleotides. RefSeq names its product otolin 1 (gene OTOL1). Lineage: Eukaryota; Metazoa; Chordata; Mammalia; Monotremata; Ornithorhynchidae. The coding region runs from base 1 to 1425 and encodes 474 amino acids. Gene Ontology annotation, molecular function: protein binding. The transcript has 4 exons. The record is from RefSeq and is a predicted model, not a curated record.
AUGUGGAUGUUUUCUUGCCACAGAGCCACCUUUAUUAUUUUGACUAUUGUUGGUUUACGCACAGAAGGAAAGACCACUCUACCUACCAAAUUUACCAAGAAAUUUCUAUUCAAGGAAAUCCCAAAUGAGUUCGGGACUUCCACGAACCCACCCCCUGAAGAAGAAAUCAACUACAUGGAAAUGACGGGAACUGGAGACAUGACCGCGGAGCCCUCUACAGCAGACCCUGCCUUCCAAACAGCCACCACUCUAUUUCCUUUGGAAAAUUUCUCUCUUGACUCAGCUGACUUCUUCUUUAAUUGUUGUGACUGCUGCACACCCAUUGUUGGGCAAAAAGGGGAAGCAGGGGACCGUGGAUUUCCAGGUCCUAAAGGAGAGGUUGGCGAGCUGGGGAUUCCAGGAAUACCAGGGAUCAUGGGUCCACCGGGUCCAAAGGGCCACAAAGGAGAAAAGGGAGAUAAAGGAGAACAUGGUGAUCAAGGAAAAAAUGGAAUUCCAGGGUAUCCUGGGAAACCUGGGGAACAAGGAGAUGAAGGCUCUAAAGGAGAUAAAGGAAACUCUGGUCCGACUGGAAUCAAAGGGCAGAAAGGCACCAAAGGGGAGACCUGUGACAAUGGUACGAAAGGAGAUAAAGGAGACACUGGGGCUGUGGGGAUGCCAGGAAAAGUGGGCGAAAUGGGAGAAAAGGGAGAAAAGGGAGAGAUGGGGGAUAAAGGCUAUUGUGGUGACUCAGGAGAGAGAGGUGGGAAAGGAGAAAAAGGUGAAAUGGGAAUGAGAGGAGAAAAAGGCAGCAAAGGUGACAUUGGAGUUCAAGGCAUCGGUGGUUUUGAUGGCCAGCGUGGGGCAAAGGGCGAUCCAGGGGUCAGAGGGGAAAAGGGAGACUUGGGGCCUCCUGGCCCAAUGGGACCCGCUGGCCCCAAGGGGAGUUACGGGAGCAAAGGAGCCCGAGGGGCUGUUGGGAAGAAAGGCUCUCGAGGCCCCAAAGGGUCCAAAGGCAACAGCUCUAGAGUCGCCAGAUCUGCCUUUAGUGCCGGCUUGUCAAAACCCUUCCCUCCGCCCAACAUCCCUAUUAAAUUUGAUAAGAUUCUCUACAAUGAGCAGGAAGACUAUAAUCCCAUCACCGGAAAGUUCAACUGUAGCAUCCCUGGAACCUAUGUCUUCACUUACCACGUGACAGUGAGAGGCCGGCCUGCCCGCAUCAAUCUUGUGGCCCAGAAGAAGAAGCUGGCCCGAACUCGGGAAACACUCUCCGGCCAGGAGCUGGACCAGACUUCCUUUCUGACCAUUCUGAAACUGAAUGUCGGGGACCAGGUCUGGCUGGAAGUGGGGCGAGACUGGAAUGGGCUUUACGUCAGUGCUGAGGAUGACAGUGUAUUUACAGGGUUCCUUUUAUACCCCGAGGAGACUUUGGAGGCCACACGGUGAGCCUGGAGCCUCUAAGAGGGCCUAGGUUUCACUUUAGAAGAGUACCUUAGAAUCAUGGUAUUUUUUUCCCAAGGCAGUAUUUAUGAGCUAAUUUGUAAUGUAGUGUAGUUUUUUGUAAUUCUUCUUCACCUCCCUGGGAACCUCCCUAAAUGCUUACCAUUCCCUUCCAUGUAAAUGAGCAUGGUAAGAGCUCUUGUUGGGGCAAAUAGGCCUUAAAGAAAUUUCCAUUCCUAGUACUGGCUAUUAUGAUUCAACCUACACAGGGAAAUGUACUGUCAAAUUAGUUUAAUUCUGAAAGUGGUCACUAGCUAAAAUGGAAAGGCUAGCUCAAACAUCUUUGAAAUUUUUUAUCAAAGACUAAUGGAUUUGUAAGUGCUUGCUCAUCAACUGUUUUGCAUCAGCUUCUGCGUUUGGUAAAGUGCGCAAUAAAGGUUGACAUAGAUAUUGCUCAAUCACUGUAGCAUC